AUGGCGUUCUUCAAGAGCUUCCAACAAAACUUGCCCACCAUCAACGUCACCUCCCUCUUGGACUCGGUCUCCAGCAAAGUGGAUGACCUCUCCAUGGCCGUGAGCGACGCCACCUACACGGUGAGCGACCAGCUGACGGAGAAGGUGAGCACCAUCAUCAGCAAGGUAGAGGAGGAGAGGGCCCGCAAGGCAGAGGAGGCAGAGGAGGCUGAGUUGGCGGCCCAGGCAGCAGCCGAGGAGGAGGAGGAGAGGAGUGCCUCUGGCAGGGGCAAACUGAGACGCCAGGAGCAGCAGUCCAGUCCGGACCCUGGAGAUCAAAGCAGCAGCUUCCUGAGCAAGGGCCGGUCGUGGUUUAGUGGAGGACAACAGCAGCAGGAAGAGGAGAGGAAACAAAGGGAAGAGGAGAAGAGGCGAAAGGAGGAAGAAAAGAGAAGAAAAGAAGAGGAGAGAAGAAGAGCACAAGAGGCAGAGGAGGAAGAGGAGCAGAACAUUGAAGAAGAGGAGGAAGACGAUGAAUGUUCAAGAAGAAACAAGUUCCGUAAAGGCACUGAGCAGGGCUCCUCAGAGAGCGAAGAAGAGAGGCCGUGGACCCAACCUCAGCGGGCCUCGGGCUGGGGAAACAACGGCAGCACCAAGCAGUCGGAGAAAGAGGCCUACAACAGCCGAGCCCCAGUAGUUCAGGCGAACAGUGUCGAGCGCCCAAGACACCCCUCCCAGCUGAACGAGCUACAGCCACCCCCGUACCGGGCCUCCUCCCAACAGCAGUCCAGACACCAGAGCCGGGCCCAGGACUCAGAGGAGGAGGAAGAGAGCGAAGAGGAGGAGGACGAGGAAGAGGAGGAGAGCGAGGAAGAGGAGAGUGACGACCCCGACAUGCAGAAGGAGGACGCGCCGAGUGACAGCACAGCAGUCCUGGGACCGGAGGACUCUGGUGUUCCUCCUCUCCCGGCGGGCUAUGAGCCGGAAGCGCUGGGUAAGUACGGGACGCUGGACGUGGCCUUCGAGUACGAGUCCUGCGAGCAGCGCCUGGCCGUGACCGUCACUGCCGCCACAGACAUCCCCGAGCUCAAGAGCACUGGCAACGUCUCCUGGCAGGUCCAUCUGGUGCUCCUGCCCACCAAGAAGCAGCGGGCCAAGACGGGCGUGCAGAAGGGCCCGUGCCCCGUGUUCACCGAGACCUUCCGCUUCUCGCGCGUGGAGCAGGAGGCGCUGUGCAACUACGCCGUACGCUUCCGCCUCUACAGCGUGCGCCGCAUGAAGAAGGAGAAGGUGCUGGGCGAGAAGGUCUUCUACCUCACCAAGCUCAACCUGGAGGGCAAGACCGCACUGCCCGUCACCCUGGAGCCAGGCUCCUCUGCCACGGGUUGUGGCUCGAUGGUCAGCGUGUCCCGCAGUAUGGGUGCCCUCUCCUACCACUCCACAGGGGAGUCGGCCACCCCAGAGCUGCUGCUGGGGCUGCUCUACAACUCUACCACCGGACGCCUCUGCGCGGAGAUCAUCAAGGGCACGCACUUCAAAAACAGCGCCUCCGAAAAACUGCCCAUCGGCUUGUUCUGCUGUGUAAAGCAGUGCAUAGGGGGCCAGCUGUAUAUUAUGCGAGACACAUAUGUGAAGCUGAUGAUGCUGGACUCCAAGGGAAAGCAGAUGUCUAAAUGUAAGACAUCAGUGUGCCGCGGCCAGCCCAGUCCCACCUAUAAGGAGACAUUCAUGUUCCCGGUGGCGCUAUUCCAGCUGUCGGAGGUGACGCUGCAUGUAUCUGUGUACAGCCGACGCAGCAGCGUGAAGCGGCGCGAGCGCCUUGGCUGGGUGGCCCUGGGCCUCAACAGCACCAGCGAGGAGCAGGAGGAGCACUGGACACACAUGAGGGAGGCCGAGGGACAGCAGAUCUGCCAGUGGCACACGCUCAUGGGCACCUGA
Molecule: messenger RNA, 1917 nt
Organism: Engraulis encrasicolus (European anchovy)
Lineage: Eukaryota; Metazoa; Chordata; Actinopteri; Clupeiformes; Engraulidae
Gene: syt14b
Product: synaptotagmin XIVb
Exons: 11
Coding region: 1-1917 (638 amino acids)
Molecular function (GO): phospholipid binding
Source: RefSeq, a predicted model, not a curated record